Messenger RNA from Hyaloscypha bicolor E, 761 nucleotides. RefSeq lists its product as uncharacterized. Bases 300 to 521 code for a protein of 73 amino acids. The transcript has a single exon. The record is from RefSeq and is a predicted model, not a curated record. NCBI's taxonomy places the organism in Eukaryota, Fungi, Ascomycota, Leotiomycetes, Helotiales, Hyaloscyphaceae.
ACCAAAUAUACCUCUAUUAUUGUUUUCAAGAGAUGAGGGGAACAUGAGCGGAGCCUUCAUUAACGCAUGGGCGAACCCAAGAACAUGAGAAGCCCCUUCCUCGUUCGCUCCUUCCUCGUUCGCCUCUCGUACGGCCGCCCCUUAUACGAUACUACUCCUCUGAUUCAGACGAUUCGGACGAUCCCACUCCAGGAGGAGCUUAUUUACGACGUCCUCCUGCCAAUGAUUUAUCGUCUGAGGAAACCGAGAGGCGACAAGAUCCUGGCGAAGCUAGCUCUGGAGCCGAGUUUGAGUCGGAUAUGGAGGCUAGUUCCGGCUCUGCAGACGAUUUGGGCUCUGCGGACGGUUCUAUGGACGAUUCCCUGGACGAGCUUAGUUCUCUGGACGAGCUUAGCUCUUUAGACGGCUUUAUAGAAGAACCUGGCUCUGCAGACGGUUCUGCGGACGAUUUUGGGUCUGAGGCUAGUUCAGGAGCCUCAGGUGGAGAUGGAGGUGGCUAUUGGUCAGACAGUGACUAUUAAAAGCUGGUCGUUUUUGGGGGUUUUCGUCAAAAGCCCUAUUUCCUUUGUAUACCUGAAUGAGGGCAUUCGGACUUGGUUUCCGGGGGGGUGAUGUAACGGCGCUGGCUGGGCGUGGCUGUCACAUGACUGGUUUCACCUAGCUAGCCGGCGUUUCAGUGGUUUUAGCUAGUAUUUCCCUCCUUUUAUCCCCUUUCCUUCUCUCUCUCUCUCCUUCUUCUCUUUAGCUUAGUAUUUUCAAUA